AGAGCAUCCCGCGCUGGGCCAUGAUGCCGAAUAACAAAAGCUGUGAAUGCGUUACAGUGUGAAAUGGUCAGAAAGCGGGGCUCAGUCGCCAUGUUUACUUUGGGUGACGCCAGCUCUCUGCCAUUUUCCUCCGCCUCUGGUUGUCAAGAAGAUGGCAGCUUCCAGGCAGGCAUGAGAGGAAAUACUUCUUCACAUAUCGAAUGAAUUUGGAUUAUUACCGCAAGAGAAGACCACAUACCCGUGCUUUUGCAUUUACUGCAUCGAAGUAGAAGUCAUGUCUGCCCCUGGCUCCGCGGUGUCUGGGACCACGGCGGCGGUUCUGCAGCCGCGGUGGAAGCGGGUCCUCGGAUGGUCCGGUCCAGUUCCCCGGCCCAGACAUGGACACAGAGCUGUGGCUAUAAAGGAGCUUAUGGUUGUCUUUGGUGGUGGGAACGAAGGGAUCGUGGAUGAAUUGCAUGUAUACAACACCGCAACAAACCAGUGGUUUAUCCCAGCAGUCCGUGGUGAUAUCCCCCCUGGUUGUGCUGCGUAUGGUUUUGUCUGUGAUGGCACAAGAUUGCUGGUGUUUGGUGGAAUGGUGGAGUAUGGAAAGUACAGCAACGAUCUCUAUGAACUACAGGCCAGCAGAUGGGAAUGGAAGAAAUUGAAAGCAAAAAACCCAAAGAAUGGGCCCCCUCCUUGUCCUCGUCUUGGCCACAGUUUUUCCCUGGUUGGCAACAAGUGCUACCUGUUUGGUGGAUUGGCCAAUGACAGCGAGGACCCAAAAAACAACAUUCCCAGAUACCUAAACGAUCUGUACACACUGGAGCUUCGUGCUGGUUCCAGUGUGGUUGGAUGGGAUAUUCCAAUCACCUACGGAGUUUUGCCUCCUCCCCGUGAGAGCCACACUGCUGUGGUUUACACAGAAAAGACGAGCAGGAAAUCUCGCCUCAUAAUCUAUGGAGGGAUGAGUGGAUGUCGUCUUGGAGAUCUGUGGACACUCGAUAUUGAUACCCUGACAUGGAACAAACCAUCAGUAAGCGGCACAGCGCCACUUCCCAGAAGUCUUCACUCUGCCACCACCAUCACAAACAAGAUGUAUGUUUUUGGAGGAUGGGUUCCUCUGGUGAUGGAUGAUGUCAAAGUGGCCACACAUGAGAAAGAGUGGAAGUGCACAAACACUCUAGCCUGCCUAAAUCUUGAUUCCAUGUGUUGGGAGACAGUGUUGAUGGAUACUCUGGAAGACAAUAUCCCCAGAGCCCGUGCGGGCCACUGUGCUGUGGCCAUCAAUUCCAGACUUUAUGUUUGGAGUGGCCGUGAUGGUUAUCGUAAAGCUUGGAACAACCAAGUCUGCUGUAAAGACCUCUGGUACCUGGAAACAGAGCGGCCACAUGCCCCUGCCAGGGUGCAGUUAGUCCGUGCCAACACAAACUCGCUGGAGGUUAGCUGGGGUGCAGUCUCCACUGCUGACACCUACUUAUUGCAGCUACAGAAGUAUGACAUCCCAGCAACUCCAGCUGCAGCCUCACCUGUCAUGAGCGCAACCCCUUCUCAGCCUGUGAACUCUCCAAGGAGCCCUGCCCUGGCUGUAGCAGCACCCUCUGCUCAGAGCCUGCCACAGACAGCUAUUUUGAAAGUUGCAGCCCAGCAAUCUGCAACAGGCACAUCUGUUGUCACAGUCCGCCCCAGCCAGCCUGGGAAAUCCCCUAUCACUUUGACAUCUCUUCCUCCAGGUGUCCGAAUGGUAGUGCCAGCCCAGACCACCCAAGGAUCGGUACGCAAACAAUUUGCAACGCAUCUUGUCCCAAUUGGCAGUAGUCCUCAGAUGAGUGGCAUGGCAGCUUUAGCUGCAGCAGCCGCAGCAACACAGAAGAUCCCUCCCUCCUCUGCAGGCACCUUACUCAAUGUUCCUGCGGGUGCCACCAUUCUCAAAACAGUAGCCGUUUCCCCUGGCACAACCACAGUGAAAAUGGCCUCUCCCCUCAUGGUCAGUAACCCGGCCACCCGGAUGCUGAAGACUGCUGCAGCUCAGGUGGGCACAGCAACUGCGUCCUCUCCCACCACCACCCGACCCAUCAUCACUGUGCACAAGUCUGGUGCAGUCACAGUAGCCCAGCAGGCCCAGGUGGUAACCACUGUUGUGGGAGGAGUCACUAAGACCAUCACCCUGGUCAAGAGUCCCCUCACCAUGGGCAGCGGUGGCACUCUGAUCUCCAACCUUGGCAAGAUGAUGUCUGUGGUACAAACCAAGCCAGUGCAGACAGCUAUCUCUGGCCAGGGUUCAACUAACCCUCUCGCACAGCUCAUACAGACAAAGGGUCCCCUCCCAGCAGGCACCAUCCUGAAGCUUGUGACCUCUGCUGACGGCAAGCCCACAACCAUCAUCACCACUUCCCAGGCUGGAGGCACAGGACACAAGCCCACUAUCCUCAACAUUAGCGGCGUCUCUCCCACCACUAAGCAGGGCACCACCAUCAUUAAGACUAUCCCCAUGUCGGCCAUCAUGAGCCAGUCCGGAGCCACAGGUGUGACAAGCAGUGCAGGCAUGAAAACGCCUAUCACAAUUCUGACCACGAAGGUGAUGACCACUGGAACUCCUGGUAAAAUCAUCACUGCCGUGCCCAAACUUGCUACUGCAGCCGGCCAGCAGGGACUGACACAGGUGGUUUUGAAGGGGGCCCCCGGACAACCAGGAACCAUUUUGCGUACUGUGCCCAUGAGCACAGUGGGUGGUGUUCGGCUUGUAACACCUGUGACAGUGUCUGCUGUGAAGCCCACUGUCACAACUCUGGUUGUGAAGGGGACUACUGGUGUCACCACUCUUGGAACAGUCACUGGCACCGUCUCCAGCAGCCUGGCAGGAGGCACGGUGGACAGUUCCAAAGCCUCUCUAGUCACCCCCAUCACCACGCUAGGAACCAUCUCGACCCUGUCCAGCCAGGUCAUCAGCCCAGCUGCCAUAACUGUGUCAGCUGCUCAGACCAGCCUGACCUCUGCCUCCACUCUGGCCUCCUCUACCAUCACAGUGCAGAACCAGCCAACCCAGGUGACUUUAAUCACAACUCCGAGUGGAGUAGAAGCUCAACCAGUGCAGGAUCUACCGGUUUCCAUCCUGGCUUCACCAACCUCCGAGCAGCCCAGUUCCACUGAGGCUGGAGCAGCUGGAGAGGGAUCUGGGACCGUCACCCUGGUCUGCUCCAACCCACCCUGUGAAACCCACGAGACAGGAACCACCAACACAGCCACCACCUCCUCGGCCACAAUUGGAGCUGGACAGGUCUGCUCCAACCCACCUUGUGAGACCCAUGAAACCGGAACCACCAACACAGCCACCACCUCCUCUGCUACGAUUGGAGCCAGGCAGGUCUGUUCUAACCCACCAUGCGAGACCCAUGAAACGGGAACCACCAACACAGCCACAACUGCAUCCUCAAACAUGUCUGCGCUCCGUAUGUGCUCCAACCCACCAUGCGAGACCCACGAAACUGGGACAACUAACACAGCUACCACAGCAUCCGCUAACAUGGGUGGGUCCCAGCAGGUGUGCUCCAAUCCACCCUGUGAGACCCACGUGACAGGAACCACCAACACAGCCACUCAGGCAUCGUCUAACAUGAACGCAGGCCAGACAGGCACCGUGCAGAGGGUGUGCUCCAACCCACCCUGCGAAACCCAUGAGACAGGGACCACCAACACCCCAUCUACAGCAACCUCCAGUAUGGGAGGCGACCAGACCAACACAGCAACAGGGACGGUCCAGAGGGUGUGCUCCAACCCACCCUGUGAAACACACGAGACCGGGACCACCAACACAGCCACCACUGCCACCUGCAGCAUGGAGACAGGCGAAGGCACAGCAGCCCAGCAGACAGAGGAAGGAACUGAAGGUACCAGCAGCACAGAAGUGGCCUCUACCACUGCAGCAACAGGCGUAGCCACUGCCGGCGUAGCCGCCGCCACCGCUGCCGCAGCCACCGCAGCCGCCACCACCACCACCACCACCCAGGGCAGGGCCAUCACUACUGUCACUCAGUCUACACCAGCCCCAGGGCCCUCUGUACCAUCAAUUUCAUCAAUCACAGAGGGUGUGAGUACUGCCGCCAGCUCUACAGAGGAACCAAUGCAAACUAAUGAGGCAGUAUCAGCAGAAGCUGCACCAGCAGAGGAGGGAGCUACUGCUAUGGAGACACAAGCAGAAGUAAAUACAGGAGAAGCAGCAGCGACAGAUUUGAACCUGCCCUCAGAGCUGAUGUCUGAGGGUCAGGGAGCUACACUUAUGGUGACAGGGCUGUCGGACGAGGAGCUGGCUGUGACCGCAGCAGCAGAGGCCGCUGCUCAGGCAGCAGCCACUGAAGAAGCCCAGGCCCUCGCUAUCCAGGCUGUCCUCCAGGCAGCUCAGCAAGCUGUAAUGCAUGAAGGCGAUUCGGCUGGAGAGAGCCAGCAGCCCACAAACAUCCCCAUCAUGCUGACCCAGCAGGAGCUCGCAGCUCUGGUACAACAGCAGCAGCAGCUGCAGGAGGCUCAGGCUGCAGCCCAGCAGGCCACCGUUGAUGCAAGCUUACCUACUGAAGGCCUCGCCCCUGCCGACAGCCUCAAUGACCCCUCUGUCGAGAGCAACGGACACAACGAGAUGGCUGCCGCAGUCACCAGUGCUGUAGCAUCUCUGCUGCCACGUACUACUGCUGAGACACUUGCUCCAUCAAGCACCUUUGCACCCUCUGUGUCGGUGGCAAGUCCAGCCAAGCUGCAAGCAGCAGCUGCUCUAGCAGAAGUCGCCAAUGGCAUAGAGGGAGAGAAGCAAGCUCCUCAGCCAACCCCAGUGAAACCAGUUGUAAAGAAAGAGAAUCAGUGGUUUGAUGUUGGAAUCGUAAAAGUGACAAAUAUGGUUGUCACCCACUUCUAUGUGCCAGCAGAUGAUUCUCAUGGAGAUGAUGACUCUGGUGUCAUGCCAGACUACAGCCAGAUGAAGAAAAUGGAGUUGCAGCCUGGAACAGCUUAUAAGUUCCGUGUUGCUGGAAUCAACGCUUGCGGUCGCGGAGCGUUCUCAGAGAUUUCAGCUUUCAAGACUUGCUUACCAGGCUUCCCAGGGGCCCCUUGCGCCAUCAAAAUCAGCAAGAGCCCAGAUGGUGCCCACCUGACCUGGGAGCCACCCUCUGUGACAUCAGGGAAGAUCAUCGAAUACUCCGUGUAUCUUGCCAUCCAGAGCAACCAGACAGCUGAAGCCAAGGCCUCCACCCCAGCCCAGCUAGCCUUCAUGCGGGUGUACUGUGGACCCAACCCGUCGUGCUUGGUGCAGUCGUCCAGCCUCUCCAACGCCCACAUCGACUACACCACCAAGCCUGCCAUCAUCUUCCGCAUCGCCGCCCGCAACGAGAAGGGCUAUGGUCCUGCCACGCAAGUUCGAUGGCUGCAAGAAUCUGGCAAAGAUGCUGCCUCAGCAAAACCGGCCCCCAAAAGACCAGGCACCUCUCCUGAUACUAAGGCUACUGGUCCAAAGAAAGCAAGGACGGACCAGUGAGGUUGCCCAGAGACCCCUCCCAGUCUUUUGUCCUUUUUCCACUCGCUGUCCUUUUAUCAGGAAGACUGACCUUCACCCUUCCUCCACCUCCUCAUCCUCCUCAUCCUAAUCUCAUCUUCCACCCUCAAGUCUCAGAUCAAGACAGCAGUGGAGGCAGAACAACCGUAUGAAGCCGAGAUGAAAGUCAAUCUGAGAUGUUUUCUGUAGAUAAAAACCCUCCUUCCUCCUCGUUCUGUUGGUCGUACUAUUUUUAGAGCAACAAAAACUUAGAAGCACAUUAUCUUUUUUUCAGCCACAUCCUCUUCCAUCCUUUAACAUCUAUUUUUGGCUUGUUUCAGUAGUUGAGCAGUAUAGAGAAGCAUUUACAUCUUUCACAAACUGGGAGUCAGCCUGAGCGCAAUGUUACCUUUUUUUUUUUUUGUCUUUGUUUUGUGAAUCCUGGGGGGAUGUAGAGAGAGACUACAUGAAAUGGUGUACAGUGUUGGAAAAAAGGCUUUGGAGGCAUUAGAUUAGAUGAGAGGAAAAAUCGGUAUGGAAACAAAUAAAGCACUUGUCCUCGAUGACAGAGGACAUCAUUUUUUCCUUUCUUUUUUGCUCAAAACAAAUUUGCAUCAUCAAGAGCCAAGUCUGUAUAGUCAUCGUACUGGACUCCAGUCUCCUGGUAUUGUCAUCACUGUGCGCUUUUUUCCCCCGAUAUGAGGACUGGUGGCCGACACUUUGAAGUGGACAAAGAAAAGAACAACAAAGGAAGAGAUUUGUGGAGAAUGAACGACAUGACAGACUUUGCUAGAAUGGAGACUUGCAGCACACACAGAAAAAAAACUUGCAAAAAUCUUCCCAAAAAAUUAGCAAGCAAUGACGCAGAUCUUUUGUGUAGUUUAUUUUUGUAUUUUUUAAGCUUUUUUUCUCCUGUGUGUAUGUGUAUGUUGUGUGCAUUUUUAAAAGCAUCACUUUUUUUAACUGUUGUUCAUCCCCAUAGUUUGUGUUUGUGGGAAGAUUGGUGGCUGUGUUGAGGUUGCCACUAUAUUUUUAAAGAAAAAAACAUCUUCAUUCAGUUGGUCGUAUGUCCUGUUGUUAACAGAUUGAGGCGAAAGAGAGAAAGACUUUUGUAUUUGUUCCAAGUAGAACCGGAGAGGUUACAGGACUGAAGGGAACUUUGAAGUGGACCCAGGGAGAGGAGAGUUUUUACUUUUGUUUACUACUCAAUGCUUGUGUUGCUCUGUUUGCCAAACAUGGAAUUUCUGCAGGGGGGUAGGUAGGUGGACAGAAUAACACCAGAUGUUUUCAUACCUUUCCCCCUAAAUACCCCAAAUCAGUUGUCCUACGCUUUUUAUGCUCAUGAAUGUGGUGUCUCACCUCUUCUUUAAUUUUUAGAAUGGCAAAUUAUAUUAGUAGACCUAUUUUCCCUAUCCUAUUGAUGUAUGUGAAUCCAUUUAAUAAAUUUUAAUUUUUUUCCUUC
Messenger RNA from Hippoglossus stenolepis (Pacific halibut), 6956 nucleotides. It is a transcript of the gene hcfc1a, whose product is annotated as host cell factor C1a. Gene Ontology annotation, cellular component: histone methyltransferase complex. Lineage: Eukaryota; Metazoa; Chordata; Actinopteri; Pleuronectiformes; Pleuronectidae. Bases 275 to 5497 code for a protein of 1740 amino acids. The record is from RefSeq and is a predicted model, not a curated record. Gene Ontology annotation, biological process: regulation of DNA-templated transcription; chromatin remodeling. The transcript is spliced from 28 exons. Gene Ontology annotation, molecular function: protein binding; transcription coactivator activity.